Ilex paraguariensis (yerba mate) is the source of this 202-nucleotide messenger RNA. NCBI's taxonomy places the organism in Eukaryota, Viridiplantae, Streptophyta, Magnoliopsida, Aquifoliales, Aquifoliaceae. The record is from the annotation of a GenBank genome assembly.
GCUAGGGUUCCGGCGGAACCGGACUCCAACAAGAGGUUAUAAACCAUCUCACCUCUCUCGCCAGAAGGAAUCUCCAAACUGUUGCACCGGUGGAUGUAUGGGCAUCUUUGGAGAUUGUAAAGGACCAUUCUCUCCUUCUGAAGUGUACCGGAGUCGAAAAUCUCUGCGGACUUCACGGCAAUCUAUGCCGGAGAGUGGGUGA